UGUUUCCUGUAAACCACCUGUUUGACUCUUACAGCAGACUGUUUAUAUUGGCCACUGUCAGGGACUGACCGCUUCCAAAAACUGUUCAACGACGCAGGAGAAGAAUUACAUCUUUUAUUGAGCAGCAACAUUUGAAGUACCUCAUAAGUUCUUCACAGAUCAGCAUGGAGGAUCCUUUUGAUUCAUAUCCAGAUGGGGAGGAACUUAAGGAAAUUAAAGAAGCACUACAGAACAAUGAUACUGCCUCAGCAGCUGCUAAGGCCCAGGAGUAUUUGGAACAACAGGAUAAUAUUCCACUACAUAUUGGCAUCACAGGAGAGUCUGGUUCUGGUAAAUCCACCUUUGUUAAUGCCUUCAGAGGCAUAGACAACAGAGAUGAUGAAGCCGCCCCUACAGGUUGUGUAGAAACCACCUUAGAGGUUACACCAUACCCCCAUCCAAAAUAUCCCAAUGUUACAGUAUGGGAUCUCCCUGGCAUUGGUACCACCAGUUUUCCAGCUGACAAAUACCUGGAGCAUGUUGGAUUUGAGAAGUUUGAUUUCUUCAUCAUCAUCUCAGCGGAUCGCUUCAGAGAAAAUGAUGUGAAGCUGGCUAAGGAGAUUCAGAAGAUGGGGAAAAAGUUCUACUUUGUUCGCUCAAAGAUCGACCACAACUUACGUGAUGCUGAAAGAAGUCAGAGGGAGUUCAACGAAAAAAAUACCCUCGAUCAAAUCAGGGGAGACUGCAUUCAAGGUCUUCAAAAACAAGGUGUUGAGUCUCCACAGGUCUUCCUGGUGUCCAGCUUUGAUCUCCACCUGUAUGAUUUUCACCUGUUGGAGGAGACAUUAGAGAGAGAGCUUCCUGCUCACAAGAGGAAUGCUUUACUUUUGGCCAUACCCAGUAUCAACCUGGAGAUCAUCAACAAGAAGAAAGAGGUUUUUCAGGCCAAAAUAAAAUGGUUAGCUCUUGCAUCUGCAUUUGGAGCAGGUGUACCAGUUCCUGGUUUGUCUGACGCACUUGAUCUAGGCAUGACUGUUAAAUUCAUCAUGGCCCAAACUGCAUUUGGUCUUGACAACAAGUCACUGCAGAAUCUUGCUCAUAGUGCACGCCUGACUGUGGCUGAUCUUAGAGCAGUGAUGACAUCACCACUGGCUGCAAAAGAAAACAAAGAUCUUAUCCUUAAAAUAAUCAGCUUAUAUCCACUUCUCUUUACAUUAAUGGCAGCAGAGGAAGGAUCCAGAUUUAUUCCACUGUUUGGAAUCCCAGUAGCAAUGUCCCUCUCCUUCAUCUCCACCUACAGAGCACUCAGCACUUUCCUCAACAUGCUUGCUGAGGAUGCACAGAGAGUAUUCACAAAGGCCCUGGGUUUGAACACCUCAGUGUGAGAUCAUGGAUGGAUGGAAAUAUGACACAUUUAAAACUGGUAGAGUCCAGUGAUACAUAGCAUUUAAAUACAACAGUCUUAAUUCAAAGUCCACUAACUCUGCUAGCUUUUCCUUUCUUGUGUUCAAAUUAUUCUCUGAGCAAACUGCUGUGUGAUUUCUCAGUACAAUAUGUACUUAAAGUAUAUCUUGUGUGUUAGUUCUAGUCUGGAAAUGCACUGGUUCCUGGAAAUGAUCAAAAUCAUAAUACAGCAUAAAAACUGGCUUCUGUAAUGCUAUCAAUUGUAUCUGCAGGUUGUAAUACUGGAAAUAACACAACAAUACUUAUUGUUUUAUUUAAACAGAUAGUGACAUACCAUCACCACAACAUAACACACACAUAUAGCUAAUAUUGCUUAUAUCAUUCUUUAUCUCUUAUUAUCAUAUAUUGUCACAAAACCAUUUUCCCUUGGGGACAAAUAAAAUUGAAAUGUGUCGCUUCUA
Lates calcarifer (barramundi perch) is the source of this 1844-nucleotide messenger RNA. Its product is annotated as interferon-inducible GTPase 5-like. The record is from RefSeq and is a predicted model, not a curated record. Gene Ontology annotation, cellular component: membrane. Gene Ontology annotation, molecular function: GTP binding. NCBI's taxonomy places the organism in Eukaryota, Metazoa, Chordata, Actinopteri, Centropomidae.